Messenger RNA from Pyrus x bretschneideri (Chinese white pear), 1405 nucleotides. Its product is annotated as MATH domain and coiled-coil domain-containing protein At3g58370-like. Bases 159 to 1307 code for a protein of 382 amino acids. The record is from RefSeq and is a predicted model, not a curated record. The transcript has 4 exons. Gene Ontology annotation, molecular function: protein binding. NCBI's taxonomy places the organism in Eukaryota, Viridiplantae, Streptophyta, Magnoliopsida, Rosales, Rosaceae.
AAUAAUUGAGGUUUUAGUUGUCUGCACUCUGAAGACUUUGUACUUCCCCAACUGAUUGGUAGUACUCCCCUCUCUCUUUUAAUCACUCACUCUGUCUCUCUCUCUCUCUCUUCUCUCUCUCUCUCCUGAUCAGAGCCGAGAAGGUAAGGGAACCGUGGAUGGGAAGAAUGAGAAAUGAGGAAGGAGAUGUUGUCUGUGAUACCUAUACAUGGAAAAUUCCCAACUUGUCCAAGCUCAAAAGCGACGAGCAUUCCUCUGACGUUUUCAUCGUCGGUGAUAUCAAAUGGAGGAUCCUUAUACGUCCAACAUGGAUAUACGAUGCAAAUCCUGAACUCGAAGACCAGUUAUCCAUGUAUUUGCGUGUUGAAGAUACUUCAACAUUGCCACCCGGAUGGACUAGAUGUGCAAAUUUUUGCUUGACUCUGGUUAAUCAACAUGACAGCACCAUGUCAAUAACCAAGUCUACAAACGGCAAUCUAAAAGAGUUCAAAGAAGACAAGAGUAAGUUUGGCUUCAAAUCAUUCAUGCCUCUUCGGGAACUCUAUAACUCCGGUGCAGGUUUUCUAGUAAAUGAUAUUUGCAUUGUUCAAGCCAAGAUCAAUGUCCCAGUUAAAAUUGGCAGCCAAGAAACUAAUGUUUCCGCAACUAUGGAGUCAUCAAAGAAAGAACUUAAGGGGCAGGAAUCACCGAGGAAUUCUGAACUCCAAAACACACCAGGUUUUCAACAAGCUUGCACUGAGGCUACUGAUGAUAGCCCUUCUGACCCUUCCUUAGCCAAGGUACUCAGGGAAGUCCCCACCACCCCAACGGGCGACCUUAUGGAUUUUAGGGGUUUAGGACGAAUAGAGAGAGCUUUUGUUCCAUGGCUAGAAGAAGUCUGCUCAUCGAAUCCUUCCUUGAUUGACUGUAUGCUCAAAAGAACUCCGAUGUUUGUUGAAUGCGCAUUCACAGCUUUGGGUCGUGUGCUGCAUUUUCUAAAGACAACAAAGGUUAAGGAUAUGACACGGGAUGCUUGUGACCGCCUUCAACUUUUCUGGGAGGAGCUCGAAGCCUUUAGAUUUGACUUAGCAUGGCUGGAGCCACAUGUUCAUACCGCAUUUGGUAUGAACAAGUUUCUACAAAGAACGGGGAGACUGAAAAGGCUGAGAGAAGACGUAGACGUUUUGGAGGAUGAACUUAAAAGGCGGAGGGCAGCAGUAGCUGUUACAAAGGUUGAUCUUGCGGUAGCCAAAAAAAACUUGGGUAAGGCGGAACAAGAAUUCAAUGGGAUAGACAUGGAUGGUGAGCUAGGUUAUGGAAUUGGUUAGCCUUGUUGUAUAAUAUCUCUGUGGGUUUAGAUCUUACCUUACUUGCAUGACUUCGGAAUCUUGAAAUUUAAUAAAAAUAAUGCUUUAGCUUGUUUUAA